Molecule: messenger RNA, 6172 nt
Organism: Vanessa atalanta (red admiral)
Lineage: Eukaryota; Metazoa; Arthropoda; Insecta; Lepidoptera; Nymphalidae
Product: calcineurin-binding protein cabin-1-like
Exons: 1
Coding region: 57-6080 (2007 amino acids)
Biological process (GO): chromatin organization
Cellular component (GO): nucleus
Molecular function (GO): protein binding; nucleosome binding
Source: RefSeq, a predicted model, not a curated record
AAAUACGGCUUAUAGUAGCCUAUUUUAUAUGAAGUUUGAUAAUAGAUAGCAAAAACAUGAUUAAAAUAUCAGCGUUUAAUGUCGAAUCGGAAGAAGAAAGUAGUUCGGAAGAAGAAAUAACGAAAGAAGCUUUACAGCAGAUAGCUUUACAGCAAUAUACCAAAGCUCUUGAUUUGCAUAAAAAAGGAAAUAUUUCUGAGGCUACACAACUUUUGAAGGAUCUCCUGGACACUGAAUUAUUGUACGAUGUCAAGAAACCGAACGAUGGAGAGACAGUAUCUGGGCCUUUAUUCAAUUUAAAAUAUUUGUGUUACAAAAAUCUCGCGUCGAUGUUAAACGCGGCCGGUGAAAAUGACGCCGCUAUAGAAGCUUACACUGCGGCUUCUGAACUGGACGACACAGAUGUUACACUCUGGUAUCGCUUAGGGUUAGUAUGCUUGCAAGGAAAACACUAUGAAAUGGCACUUCAUGCAUUCCAAAAGGGUAUUGAACGUAAUCCGCGACAUUGGCCUUGUCUUGAUAAAAUUAUAAUACUUUUAUUGGGCUUAAACUAUAAAGAACAAUGCUUAGCUACUAUUCAUGAUGCUUUACAACUAGAUCCAGACUAUAUGAGAGGUAUUGUUUAUAGAAGACACAUAUAUACUGUGUACAGACACAUGAGAGAAUAUAUGGAAUGUAUAAACCCAAUUUAUAAAUGGAACGAAGAUGAUGAGCCAAUUGAUGACGAGAAAGCAUUGAAGUUACUGAAGGAAGCUGAAGAUAUACAUGAAUCAUUCAUUGAACAACAAAGAGCAGAAACAUUUAAAUAUAUGGUUCCUAAUUUAAAACUGAAUAAGCCAAUUACGAGAUUAUGUUGGGCUUCCGUUGGCGAGUCUUUAGUUCAUAUGCAUAAGUAUAUGACUAAGUACUGUUUUAGUCAUGCAUGUUUUAUAGAAAUUAUUUAUGAAAAAGAAAGUGAAGAAGUUAAUAAAAUGGAUGUUUGUGAAGAAUUAAAAUCAAACUCGACGGAAAGUAAAGAAGAUACAACGGAUAAAAAUACUCCAGAGACAGUAGUAGACAGCGUAAAUAAUGAUUUAUCUGAUAAGGAAAAACCAAUAACUGACAAUGAAAAAGUGGAAAGUGACAUAGAGAUGGUGACUUCAGAGCCCGUCAUGGAGAAUGUUUCAGAAAAUAAAGUGCAAAAGAAAACUUCGGUGAGACGGAGAGGUAGUGCCUUAAUAUCCCUAGAACCUUGGGAGUGGUGCAAACGUAAAUCAAAUCGUAAGAAACCCGUAAAAGAUACCAUCUAUGAUACACUGCGUAAAAUGGUACCUGUUGCCUUAGGACCUGAAAUUACACAAAUGAAUGAAAAUCAAGAUAAAGAAACGUCUCCUGAAAUAAGUGAUCUAAAUAAAUUAUUUGAGGAAAAAGAGAAAGGAGUGAAUGAUGAUGAUUAUUUUGGUACUGAAAAUGAACAAAAAGAUGUAAAAAGUUUUAUUAAUAAAUAUAUAGAAAAUAAUAAAGAUAUAAUUGACAUGUUAAACGAUUAUAUAAAUAUUUUAGCCGAGAAGUGGAGAAUUAAAUGGCCUGAGGAUCUGUUGAAGAUAUAUGCAGAGGCAAAUAAGUGUUAUAGCAAUCAUAUUGAUAUUCCUGCAUGUACAGAUGACAACCAUCAAUGCUUAGUACAAUAUACAUUGGCUAAUAUGCUCACCGAAGAGAUUAUUGUCAAUGAAAAAUUAAAUAUUGUUUCAGAUGAAGUGCCUAUACAUGAUUUGAAUGUCAUUGAAUCUAUAGAAGUAAUAUUAACAUUAAAACCUAACAUAUAUCCUAGCAUUGAAUGCUUGGAGAUGAUUCUUCGAUCUCUUUGGCUUAAAUUACAUAUUCAUAUAUUAAAUAAGUGUGAAGAUUUAGCUCUGGAGUGUCUGUAUCAGCUUCUGAGUGAAUUUGAAGCGAUGGGAGAACAUCAUGAUACAUAUAGUUUAAACCUUGUCAACUUCAACUAUAAACCUGAUAUUAAUGAAAAUGAAAUCUUAGAAUAUAUUACAUUUUUAGAAAGAAAUAAGAAACUUUCAACAGUAAUGGAUCUGUAUAACCAAGGGAGCUAUGAAGAAGUAUUGAGCAUUAUAAUUGAGUCCUUUGACCAUUGUAAAACCAUUGCCCGGGAACAAGAAGAGGAAAUGUGCCUAGAUUUUGCUGUCCAGCUCUCCCUCAUACUGGACACAUACUGGGCUUUGGAUAAAGUGGAAUGCUGUUUUAAAUGGACUUUGACAUGCUUGCACGAGGCCCUCAAGCAUUAUUUUCGUUAUACAUCCGGUACAUCUGAUUAUGAAAAAUGGAAUCUUACUGUCAUUAAAAUAUUAAAAACGAUGGAACAUAUACUUGCCACUGAAGGGCUGACGUGCAUAGAAAUGGUGACCCAAAAAGAGCUAAGUAGGGGACUUGAAGAUUUAAUAAGGAUAAUUGGUCAUCAAGUCGAAACAAAGGCAUCCGAUAUGCCAUUUGAUACUGUUUCUCCUUGGAUUAUAAUGCAUUACAUUUUACAAAGGGAAGAAGAUCAAGGAAGAAGCAGGCCUGUCUCGGAGAAAGAUGCGAUUGAAUAUUGUGACGAAGUACCUAAUCCAUUAAAAGUAUUGUUUAUAGCUCAUGAUCAAUUAGGAGAAAAACAUUGGUGUUGUAAAUCAGACGCAAAACUUCUUUUUUUUAUUUUGGACACUGUCGUCCCUCGUCUCAGAUCACCGUCACUUGCCAAAUCUUUAGAGCAAAUUAAUCAGUAUAUGGAACAGUGUGUCUUUUGUCUAUAUGGUCAUAAGGGCAAAAAAAAGAAUUAUCUCAAAGACCAUCAAGUCACACAUCUUACAUUGGAUUGGCAUAGAGCUCAACAGCUAUAUGAAAUAUUUCGACCGACAGCUCUGCCUGAAUUGUCAGGAAAAUUGUCUGCAAUUUCAGCGGAUAUCGAGACAUUAUUCAAUCGUAUUUUAUCUUUAUUGCCAUCAGAGUGCGAUCCUUCCAAGUAUGUGGUGGAAACGGAAAAAUAUAUCAAGGGCACAGAGGACAAGCUGCCAUUAGUUCCUCCUUUAUUACCUUAUAAAAUGAAAGAUAUAUAUUUCUUAUUAGGCGACUAUUAUUUUAAAAAGGAAGAUUAUAAAAUGUCUAUAAAAUAUAACACGUUUGAUGUUGUGAUAAAUAACGAUCGCUUUAUCUCUUGGGCUCAUAUAGCGCUCGCUAAAGCGGCUAAUUUGGGCAAUGCGUUAAAGUUAUACAAAAAUUUUAACAGUGAAAGAGAGUUCCUCAAUCCUGCCAAAUCAACAAUACGAUGUUUUAAACGUUCCUUGGAGUUAGAUACUAAAACUAGUGAGAUGUGGAGAGAGUAUGGUAAUUUUGUUUAUAUAGUACAUUCUUUCUGCUCGAGACUCUUAAAACAAGCUAGCGAGUCAUUAAGUAUGGAGAGCUUUGAGGCUCUCGAGAAACAGAAAGAAGAUCUUUUGGAAACAACUCAUAAAUGUUUCAGUAUUGUAGAAGAUCUUAAUAGAACUGAUGUAGAUAAAUCGAACGAAGAUAACUGGUUAUUGUAUUACAUGUUAGGAAAAGUGGCUGAAAAGCAAAAUAAACCUCCUCUUGUUUACCUGAAAUUUUAUCUGAAAGGUAUCAGAAGUUUGCAAGAAGUAGGAGCUACGUACCCGACGAAAAUAAACUACAAUACGCCCACGCAUCUUAGUAUAAAAGUGCUAGAGUUGCACUACAGAAUGCACGCGUCUAUUCUAAAGUAUAUUGAGCAACACGAAAAUAAGCCAAUACCGUUAUCAGUGGGAAAAGUAUUUUUGAAUUGUAUAGAAGAAUGGCAAGAAGGACCUUUUACGAGAAAACCUAAGAAACAUAAUGGUAUGGAAAAUGAAAAUGAGUCUAAGAUAGAUGAAACACAAUCUAUUCAAGCGGCUAAUAUACUCAAGCGUUCGGUUAGUGACGCGGGCGAAGAUGACACACAUGAAGCUAAGCGUCUUAAGAUGGAGGCAGCUGCUGCAAAAGUAAGAAGAUCGGCUUCAUAUGACACUGAACAUAUUGGUUUUAAAGACUCGUCUAUACAAAGCGAAGGGCAAAUAAAGGAGACUAAGGAAAUUACUAACAUUGAAAAUGUUGAGACAAAUACAGAAAAAGACACAAAUGGUGAAAUACCAAAAAGCCCAAAAGAAUCUGACAAUAAAUCCGAAAAAACGAUAAAUGUGGAUAAAAAAGAAGAAAGUUCUAGUUCUUCUUCAUCAUCUUCUUCGUCAGAUUCAAACUCUAGUGAUUCGUCUUCUAGUAGUAGUAGUAGUUCUAGUGGAGAUUCUGAUACUUCGAGUAAAUCUUCUGAAGAUUCGAAACCACUAACAGAUGAAGAAAUAAUGAAAAUAGUAUCUUCCAGUCUGGAUGCUUUAGAAGAUUGUGCAAGUCGGUAUACGCCGCAUUAUAAGGCUUUAUACAGGCUCGCACAUUAUCAUUUUUACUAUAAAAAGGGUCGAGAUAUUGAACGGUGCAGAGAUCUCAUGCUAUCGACUUUCAUUUCAAGGUCAGGGCACAAAAUGAAUGGACUUUUUAGUGAAAGAAGAAAUACAAACUUUUUUAAUAAUAUAUGGACGAUGCGAAAUGAUGAAGUGGCCAGACCAGGUGGUUUUGCGUUUCAUAUGAAUCGUUCCGUAUUACUUACUUUAGAAAUAUUGAAAGAAAUAGAUGACCAUAAAACUUUACUCGAUUUAAGUUUGCAUUUACAAAGAACACCAGAAUUAGACAAGAAGUAUUUAAGAGAUUCUGAUAGAGAGGAUCUAGCGCAGCAAGCACUUUCACUGUGUGUUCAAUCACUCAGAGGGCAAUUGGUUAAGUUUAGUCAACAGGCUGAUUUAAAGAGUAACGAGAUCGAAAGGCAAGCCCUGAAAAGCUUAAUGGUUGAUAUUUAUAAAGCCCAUCAGAGAGCACAAAAGCAAUUAAAUUCUAAGCAAUUCACUAAUUUACUUGUCGAUGCCUAUAAGCUAAUCAGUGCAACACCCAUCGCAGAAAAUGUUAAUUUAGUUGACGUUAGUAUGAAAUAUUGCCAUUCGUUACUUCACACACACAAGCAGCAAGGUAUACGCGAGGCGAAUUUGGAGAAAACUCAGAAUUUGCAUAAGAAACAAAGCAGUAAAUCGGUUGACAGUUCUAAAGUUAUUAGAACAACUACGAGUCAGCCGAAAACAGAUACGAAGUCGCAAAAUGCAACAUCUGGAUCAGGCUUGCCCAAGAUAUCCGCACACGAAAUGGCAGCAGCCUUUCAAAAUUAUGUGCCAAUGUUGAAUGAUCCUGUUCUCUCUCAACAGGCCGCAGCGGCGUUGUCUUUAUCUUAUCUCAGUAAUAUCAGUGCCUUAGCCGGCUAUACGUCUUAUCAAAACAGUUUAACGUCAUCUCUACAGACCUCACUUCAAAAUUCAUUCCAAGCUGAAUUUUAUCGGCAGUUUUUGGGACAGAGUUUGUCUUCUUAUAAUAUGCCCCAACAAAAGAAGAAGCGUGGUCCGAAGCCUUCUUUAAAUCGUUCCGUUUCAAGUGGAGCCACUCAAAUGAAAACUACAAAAUCUUAUUCAGCUACAACUUCAGUUACCAAAGCUACUCCAACACCUGUGAUAACUAGUCUUCAAAAAUCUACGUCAAAUCCAAUAACCCCUAGCAUGGGCACAGUUCUGUCAUCAUUGCCUGCAUCAAUGACUGCGAAUCUAUCUUCGUUCGGGGCUAAAGUAUCCCAUGCUAAUCCUCACAGUUUAGUUCCUCAAGCGCAUAUGUCGACUGCAUCUACAGUUUCAACAUCGAUGCAUUCGAAGCCUCCGAUGCCACAUCAGCAAGUCAGUCCGGGGAAAACGCUGCAGGAAAAAUUGGCGGAAAGACAAAAAAGUAUGCCUUCAGGGAAGAUUGCUCCUCAAGAAAUUAGCGCAUCAAUAAGCAGGCUGCCGCCUUCCUUGACGAUAACUAAAACGGCUAUGUCGAAACAUCCGUCAGAUCAGGGCAAGAAAAAUGAUGCCAAGAAAUCUUUAUCAUUCAGUGAAAUUGAAGUAAGGCCAAAGCCCAUAUCUUCAGAUGAAGUGAUUGUGCUCGAUGACGAUUAGCGUGUUAAAAUACUUAUUUAUACAAAUAAAUUUAAGGUUGUAAUGAACUUAUUAUUAAAGUGUACUUCAAUAUCUACAUGGAUAAUAUAUAU